AUGGUUCCCUGGGCCGGCGAGACGGAGCUGCGGCUCAACGCCAACCAGCUCUUCGUGGGCGUCGUGGCCUCGGGCCUCUGGAUCUACAGCCUCGCGCAGACCGACUGGGUCAGCGCUGGGCCGGUCAACGCUGGCCUCUUCAGCCUCGCCGUGGCCGUCAACUGCAAUGGCACGACGGCCAACGCGACGGGCACGUGGGGCGACGUCUGCAACGUUGUGCUCACGAACCGGUCGAGCUGCUUUGUGCUGAGUGAAAUGACGAUCGUCGCGCCGCUCCCGACAAACCGCGACGUCGCAACCGUCCGCGCCAUCUGCAGCCACACGGACGCGCGCGUGCAAGUCGCCUAUCUGCUCAUCACCGCGACGGUCUUCUCGCUCAUCGCGCUCUGCGUCGGCGUGUCCUUCUUACUCCGCGACGUGCUCGUCUCCAAGCACGUGGCGGCGCUUCCGAGCUUGAUCUACUUUGUCAGCGCGCUCUUUGGCAUGGGCGCCGUGCUGCACUGGCACGUCUCGUUCACCGACGUGCUUACCGGCACCGGCUCGGGCUACGUCCUCGCGAUCGUCAGCACUGUCUUGCUGACGCUGGUCGCCCUCUCGAUGGUGGUCACGGGCUGCCUCCCGGGUCUGUGCGCGAUCACGGGCGAGCCGCGACCGAUGGCCCAGCAAGGCUUUGGCCUCCGACUGCGGCGCACCUGUAUAUGGUGCUCGCGCACCUGCCGGCGUCGACCGCCGACGCCGUACGACGCCUACCGGUCCAUGCCGCCCGCGACCACGGCCGUCGUCUAA
Molecule: messenger RNA, 786 nt
Organism: Saprolegnia diclina VS20
Lineage: Eukaryota; Oomycota; Saprolegniomycetes; Saprolegniales; Saprolegniaceae
Exons: 3
Coding region: 1-786 (261 amino acids)
Source: RefSeq, a predicted model, not a curated record